CAGAGAUACUACUUUUCCUCUGCCAAAGAAUUGAUGCGAAUUAAUGGGACCACCAAAUCAUCGGUGGCAAACCAUUUGGCUGAAUCUCUAGCUGGAUCAAUGACAAUCAGGGCUUUCAAACAGGAGGAUAGAUUCUUUGCGAAGAACCUCAAGCUAGUUGAUGUUAAUGCCAGUCCCUUUUUUCACAACUUUGCAGCUAAUGAGUGGUUGAUUCAAAGGCUAGAAGCAAUAAGUGCAACUGUUCUUGCCUCAUCUGCACUUUGCAUGGUUUUGCUUCCACCUGGGACUUUCAGCUCAGGUUUAAUUGGGAUGGCAUUAUCUUAUGGUCUAUCGCUUAACAUGUCCCUAGUUUAUUCCAUCCAGAACCAGUGCACCAUAGCAAAUUAUAUCAUUUCAGUGGAAAGAUUAAAGCAGUACAUGCAUGUACCAAGCGAAGCUCCUGAGAUCAUGGAAAACAAUCGCCCUCCUAUCAAUUGGCCGACAAAGGGUAGAGUGGAAAUACAAAAUUUGCAGAUCCAGUACGGGGAAGGUAGCCCACUUGUUCUACAAGGAAUUAGUUGUACCUUUGAGGGAGAACACAAGAUUGGCAUUGUAGGUAGGACAGGGAGUGGGAAGACUACUCUUAUUGGCGCUCUUUUCCGUCUUGUAGAGCCAACAGGUGGUAGGAUUGUUGUGGAUGGAAUUGACAUAUCUAAGAUUGGACUUCACGAUUUGAGGUCUCGCUUUGGGAUUAUUCCCCAAGACCCUACCCUUUUUCAUGGAACUGUGAGAUACAAUCUAGAUCCACUAUGUCAACACACUGACCAGCAAAUAUGGGAGGUCCUUCAGAAGUGUCAGCUCAAAGAGGCUGUGGAGGAGAAAGAGAAACGGCUUGAUUCAUUGG
Cuscuta epithymum is the source of this 883-nucleotide messenger RNA. NCBI's taxonomy places the organism in Eukaryota, Viridiplantae, Streptophyta, Magnoliopsida, Solanales, Convolvulaceae. The record is from the annotation of a GenBank genome assembly.